This is a messenger RNA of Aspergillus mulundensis, 9795 nucleotides long. RefSeq lists its product as uncharacterized. The transcript is spliced from 4 exons. The coding region runs from base 1 to 9795 and encodes 3264 amino acids. The record is from RefSeq and is a predicted model, not a curated record. NCBI's taxonomy places the organism in Eukaryota, Fungi, Ascomycota, Eurotiomycetes, Eurotiales, Aspergillaceae.
AUGCCUCUCUCUGUUUACUAUCAGCACCCCGUGCGUCCUAUCGCAGAAUGGGGUAAAGCUCCGCUGGAUAUCUACAUGCUCGCAAACUGGGAUAUUCCCCUUGCUGAAUCCACCAACGAAUCACCCUCCCAUCGCCGGCAUCGGCUCGUCCGCCAGUUCCUAAGCCUAAGUGGAAAUGGCAGAGAGCCAUACUACCGCGGAAAAACCCCAGAUUACAUCCCGCACCCAGGAACCCCCACCCCGGCGCAGAUUGACGAAAUCCUCCGCCCCCUGCGCCCAGAGUGGUUCAGACAUCAGUUACCACUGGACAACGAUGCGGGCAUGUGGGUUCGGACAUGCUACGAUCCCGCACUGGAAGACAAACACCGCGCUCUGUUCGCCAAGGUUACGGAAAAGGGCGCGCUAGGCCACGAAGCCCUUGUCCUUGAUGAUGCGAGCCUCCUCGAAAAUGCAGACCUCGACACAGUGCUAAUGCUGUACCCGGAGCAAGUUACAAACCGCACGGAUUGUAAGAGCUCCCUUUUUCAGUUGAUGGCCAUGACUUGGAUUAUGGAGUUCAGCGAUCUGCUUUUUGCUGAGUCUGAAAAGCUCGCGCCUGAAAUUUACUACGGGGAUGGAAACUACCACGGAUACCCUUACGGGAACGAGAACAGGGACUUGGACGCACUGCACGAGCUCCGAGCCAAGUACCCCAACGACUCCGAAGAAGAAUUCCUGCCGAAAGCCGUCGCUACCUGGUACCGCGGCUACCACGACUCUUGUAUCGUGACGCACGUGUUUGUUGCGGAUCGCGAAGCGCUUGAGACGGGGUAUAUCUCGCUGCUGUUGCUCGAUGAGCACGGAGACAUUGUGCGGGAGCACCGCUUGAACUCGACGAUGGAGCUUCGCUCGGGCUUGAAUUCUUCCGGGAAGAAAGGGUACCGGUAUCAUGUCUGGGAGGUGUUUAGUGAGGAGGUGUUCAGUGAGGGGCGCGUCGGGCCUGCUUAUAUGCCUGGUGAAAAGAAGGGGCCGCCGUAUGGGCCGUAUCCGCCAAACUGGCUGAGGGAGUCGCUUUCGAGGUUACGGGGGAGGGAUCUCACUCCUACGAUCGCUUAUUCAUCGAUAUUCCAGCCACCCGGAAACUUGCUGUCCAAUUCGGAUCUUAAUCUCCUUUCCAAUGAGAUAUUACCGAAGUUGCUGGGCGAGGAAAGCGACCUGGCCGCUCGCUUGAAGGACAAACUCGCCAGCGACCGCUCUGUCGAGCCGACUCUUGCAACACUCAAGGCUGAUCCCGAUGUCGUCAGUCAGGAUCUCGCUAAAGUUGACCUACUCGGAUGGGUCUACUGUCUCAGCGACUCGUCGGCUGUGAUCACAAAAUUCGUCCUGUGCCAUCCGACCGUCACCGAGGCGCUGCUCGCAGAGCCCAGCCCGACACGCCAAGUCCUAGCAGAGUAUACCAUCCGUAUCCCGGCGGCAAGUUACAACGCCCCCCGUGGUGGAGAAUCACCUUGGCUUCGCCUGCGCGAGCAGCUGUUUGCCCAAGAGCCCAUGUCCGUCAUCCGUGGAUUGAUUUCGGCUGGGAAAAUACCAGUACCUGAGGGAUGCAAAGAUCUUGUGCUCUCAAUCCUACAAAUUGCCGCAGAUUCUUUCGGGUUCGACUUUCGCACGGGCUCCCUUCGCGCGCUUCUGGCUACUGGCGAGGAUGGCGCUGAUGCGAUCACCGAUAAACCCCCGGUAGCCGAUGCGCCAUCAGCGCUGCGACAGGACGCCACCCGCUUUUUGUUCAAGUUGCAGCGGUUGCAAGCGUUGGUUAACGAGCCGGAGGACAUUGGUGCGCUGCUUCGAUGCGGAUUUGGCUCGGCUGAAGACAUCGCCAGUAAGAGGGACGAUGCAACCGCCUUGAUAGUCAACAAGGGCGUGCCGCUGGAGCGAGCGGAACGUAUCUACAAUCACUCGCGCUACAUUGUCUCGAGGAGCGACGAUCUUUGGACCAAGGCGCUUGCGCUGCGUGGUACCGGUAGCAACAGGGAUGUCAGAGUUGCUUCUGUGGCACCACUGCAAACCGAACCACUCACUGGAGGCACGGAGAUAAACCUCAGUACCUUGUUUGGCGUUGACGCCAUGGGGUGUGAAGACUGCGCGUCUAUAAUGUCCCCUGCGGCCUUUUUUGCCGACUUGCUGCAAACUUUGAAACUCAACAAUGCUAUCGUUGACGGGAAGGCGAGUGACUCGUCAUUGCUGGAUGAGCUCCUCAAGCGCCGAGCCGAUCUAUCGCAACUCCAGCUCUCGUGCGCCAACACAAACGUACUGGUGCCGUACGUUGACUUGGUCAAUGAGGUGCUGGAAUCGGCAGUAUGGAACAUCGAGAAAGGCACAGAUCAUCAGCCGCAAGUUCCACCAAUUGAUGCAGAGGAAGACGACAAGGACGAAGACUACCUACUUCAGCCGCACAAUACCAAUUUCUCGGUCUACAGCGACAUUGUGCAAGAUUGCAUUGUUCCAGUGCAUGUCUUUCCAUACAACCAGGCUAUUCAUAGCAUCCGGUCAUACCUCACAGCUCUAGGCACAUCGCGAUUGAAACUGCUGUCUGUCUUCCAGUCGCCUUUUCCCAUUACGAAGGACGCAAAAUUGGUUCCCCUAGUACAAGAGGCGCUGGUGCAUGCUCGGUCUGCAGAGGUGCUGAACUUGCAGCAUGAGGACGUUGUGGCAGCUGCCCGGGAAAGCUUCUACUCCAAGGAACUUACCGAGGACCUCAUGGGGAAGAGCCUGAGCGACAGCGAGUAUUAUAAGGUCAUUGGGCGAAAAACGCCCGACAGCAGUUGGUGGGGGUUCGACACUAAUGAUGCUAUGCUGGAGGCACUCCAGAAGAUUAAAGACGUGCUCCUCCCGCUCAGCGGUCUGUCGCUGCAAGAUCUCCUGGCGGUGCUUCGAACUCGUUACUUCGAUAAUCGAUUGACCAUCGCAAUUCAAACAGACGACGGGGGGUUAGCCCCUCCAGCUAGCAAGCUGCUGGGGUCUAUGCGCCUCCACGUGGGGGACGCUAAGCCCCUCGAAUUGUGCGAUUGUGCUAGGCUGCAGGAGUUCAUACGCAUUUGGUACAAAUUGCAGUGGCCGAUUGAGGAGUUAGACGCCGUCAUAUUUACCCUGGCGACCCUAGACGGAAAGCCGUUCAAUGUCACUGGGAAGACAAUCGGACUGCGACUUCUGGACAAUUUGGCUGCGGUGAAGGAGCUGACAGGUCUUCUUAAGCUCUCUGCGACUGACCUUCAGCCUUUCUGGGGGGACAUAAAUACGCAUGGUCCGAACUCGCUCUUCGCCCAGUUAUUUCCCAAGGGGACACUUACUGAUGAGGAGCGUGAGGCCAUAUUCCGGAGGUCCCGUUCUAGUCUCGGUGACGAUCGUCUUUCAGCAGUUUUGAUGGCGCUGGAGAUAUCCGGCGAUGAAUUCAAGGCAAUUACCGAAUUUCUGGGUUUACCCAUACCUGUGGAUCUUUCCUUAGCCAACAUCUCCGCCCUAUAUCGGAUUUCAACCUUGUGCAGGCAGCUAAAGAUCUUGCCCCAGCUUUACGCCUCUUUCCUAAAUCUAUUCCCCGACGGACAAAGCAUAUUCAACGAUCCCCAGACCACGUUGAAGAUAGUGCAAAGAUAUCCGCCCAUGCAAGGAGCAGCUCAGUCCUGGACGCUUGAUCGUCUUUUAUUCUUGAUUAACCGUAUCCCCAGCGCGACUGAUUCGAAAUGUCAACCUAGCGUCCCAAACAACCUACGGAUAGCACAAGCGGUCCGCGCUAGCCUAGAUGACCAGGCCUUGCAUGAUGGAGAACGCAAGCUGUCCGAUGAGAAUGCUUUGCCUGACCUCCUUGAUUCUUUGAUAGACGACCGUGAAGGCAGAAGCGUGGUUCUCGAAUUUAUCCAAAAUUCAGAACUACACGACAUGGACGGCGGCGAAGCAAUGGAGUUCGUGAACCAGCUGUCUGCGAUCCUAGGUAGCGGCACCGCCACGGACCUCUGCAAUAAGAUAUGUGCUGCAGACUCGUCCGAGGCAAGGACUCGGGUCUUUCUGAACGCAUUCCUCCCCGCGCAGUAUAGAGAGAAGCAGUGCCAGGCAGUGCUGAAAUCUUUGCAGCCGUUCUUGCCCAAUCUCAGCCUGGCAUUACUCAAAUUCGCGCUUACCCAGCUGAUCCGGAUACCAAAGGAGACGCUUUUGUUGGCUGAUGAGCCUGGUUCCUCGGAAACCCUUUCGGGAAUGGACGUCCUUCUUCAGCUGGCCCAACCGAGCGACCUCAACCCUGCAGUCACUUCUCGUGGCCGACCGCCCAAAGCAGCGAUUCCCGGAAACAAAUCGUCAACCGGAGAAUUCUCUGCUUAUAUCCGCGCCCCGGCAACUGGAAGGUACUUCAUCUUAUCCGCCGUUGCCAAUCAACCGCAAGGGUGCACUCUGGACGAGGCCACGCUCGAAUUUAAAGAGUGGGCAACGGACCAGGGCCAACAGGGGCCACGCUGGUUUGCUCAAACUAAUCCGCUCGUUGGAGAUCGAUGGUACAGGCUGAGCUACCCUGGGAGCAAGGAAGAUUUGAAAUGGCAAGCUGCAGAGACAGGGGCUAGCAAGCCUGCGGCGUUCGAUCGGAGUCUCCUCAUCGAGGAGCUUCUGGUCCUCCAAUCUGGUCAGGUCAUUGUUGAGCUGAUGCGGGCCUCGAUUGUGGUCGACAGCUUCCGACUGCACGCGUCUGAAGUCGAGUUUGCAGCCGUCUUCCAGGAGCUGAUGGCCAGCCGCGGCGAGCAGAGACUGGACUUCAACGACCUCGGCCUGAAGGACAUCUGGGAUUUGGAUACUUGGCUUGUUCUCCGAGAGGACUUUCUGAACAAUGGUGCGACUCUGUCUCUUGUCGGCCUCUUUGAAUGGCUUUGCUCCCAAAAGGCCCCAAACUCCGAAGAAGAGCAGGCUGUCCUCGGCAAUCUGCUUGCAGACAACAUCUCACAGGCCACCGGAUGGACCAUUGAGAGUUGCAGAGACUACCUGGAAGCAAAGUAUCCCGAAAACGAGCCAUCCGAGAUUGUGGAGUUGUUUCAAGAAGUCAGCGUGCUGGGCGAGAUGCGAGCGGCAAUGCUGUUCAGCAGAGAACUGGGCCUACCCAGCCUUACUCAGAAGGAUCUUUUCACCAUGGCACGGCCCGCCUGGACUUCCAUCGUCGAGAAUGACUUUAAAAACGCGGCUACUCUCCGCUUGGCUAUCCAAAACAAACGCACGCGCAGAAGAUCAAGCGAUGAUCAAGGCAAGAGUGCGCUUAGAGAAGCGAAUGAUCGGAUCCGGACCGGCCAGCGAACGGCGCUCACUCACUGUCUGCUCGGAACUGACUACGCAAAAAAGAACAAUGUCACUGUGCCUGAUGAACUCUAUGGCCACUUUCUGAUCGACGUGCAGAUGGGGCCGGAGCUGGAGACCACACGGCUCAAGCAGGCAAUCACGUCUGUACAGCUGUUUGUACAGCGGUGCACUCUCGGACUUGACAGUGUCCGCCCGGAGAAGCCAGAGAGUCUAGAUCGGUCCAUGUUGGACUACAUCUACCGUUAUCGACUCUGGGAGGCAGAUCGGACGGCAUUCUGGUACCCCGAAAACUGGGUCGACCCCACGCUGCGAGACGACAAGACCGAGCAAUUCCAAGCAUUGGAAUCGAAGAUCAUGCAGAGCAAGCUAGAUGAAAAGACGAUCAACGACAUGAUCAAGGAAUACGUUCAUAGCAUUGAUGACAUCUCGAAUCUCCGUGUUGAGACAUACCACCUUCCCUGGAACGUUUGGAGGGAUGACGCAGGCACAUCACCCCGGACAGCACAUAUAUUCGCACGCACCCGUACCUUACCUCCGAGCUUCUACUAUAGAACGGUAACGAGGCCACCGGAAAGUACCAAACAAUGCGUUUGGACUGCGUGGAGUAAGGUCGGUGCGGAUAUUCCCAGUUGCGAUGUCGAUGCGGAUGGUAACCGGCUGCCAACCUCCGGCUCAUACCUGGUCCCCACGACGUACUCCGGCGAACUGUACGUGUUUUUGCCUGAGAUCACUUCCUCACAAACAUCCCCGGAACCGAAGUCCGAAGACGACAAAACCACAUUCGAAGACUACCGAACAAAGCAUCUUUCCGAGGUACGACCCAUUCGCCACUGGGAGAUACGGAUGAGUUACAUCAAACUAAAGAAUGGCAAAUGGUCUCCGCGCGCAGUGGCUCCCCAGGUCAUUUACGCCGCAAUAGACACAGCCGAGGAUCCCCGCUACCGUUCGGAUGUCACUAACUUCAAGUUUUGGACUGACCCAGAUCAACCCUUGACAGUUAGGGUAGAGCGGGUGAAGUUCGACGGCAGAAUUCUGACAUAUGAUAUCUUGGGCGCGUUCAAGAUCAGGGACCAACAAUUGGUCCUGGUCGAGAAUAGUCAGAACACGUUGGCCAAACCUUUCUUGUGUGGGCCGCCUCUAACGGUCGACGAAGGGCCUGGAAAAGCGUUUGAUCCCUUUGUGACAGACAAAACAGUUUUUCACCGUUACCAGGCGGAGUAUUCUAGUCCAGAGGGCACUUUUGACACGCAUGCCAUGUGGACUGAGGGGGGAUGCAAGGUCGCUUUUUGGGUAUUCGGCGUUGCAACUGGUGCCGGACCGGGUUGCAUUGUGGAGUGGCCAUUGUCAUUCCACCCUUACAUGGCGCCAUUCGAUGAUAAAUAUACUCGUGCAGCGCCAGUCCUGACAGUCGAAGUGUCUUCGCCCGAGUGCAACAGGCAGUACAUCAGGAAGACCCUGGAAUUUCCUGACACUUACGAUGGAGUGCGCCCCGCCCAAGUCUUGAAGUUUUACAAUGUCAUCACUCCGCAGCUGACUGCUGCCGCCAAGGAGGAGGAUGACUUGGAAGGCAUUUUCCAUGUCCUUGAUAACGUCAAGCAUGCCCAGAAUGAUGAUCCGCAUGAGGAUGUCUUUGGGAAAUGGACAGAAAGCAGCGCAACUCACUACAACGAAACCGCCACUCCGUUUGCCAUCUACAGCUGGGAGCUGGGAUACCAUUUGCCGUCUCUUAUCAUUGAGCGCCUGAUGGCUGCCCAGCAGUUUGAUUUGGCGCUCAAGAUAGCCCGAUUGGUCUUCGACCCCAGUAUCGGCGGCGAUGACAUUGGGCGCUGCUGGUCAUUCCCUCCGUUCCGAGAAGACUGUGUUCGUGUGAAUCAACAACAGUCUGUUAAUGCCUGGCUAGAGAGCGGACGGAGUGUCCAUGCCGCCGCCCGAGCAAACCCCGUUGUCUACAUGAAACGGUUUGCGACGAAAUACAUCGAGUUGCUAGUCGCCAUGGGUGAUCAAUACUUUCGACAGGAUACCCUCGAGAGUAUUCCACUGGCUACGCAGAUGUAUGUCGAAGCAUCUCAUGUAUUUGGGCCGCAGCCGGUAGAAGUUCCGCAGUUGGGGAAGCGAGCAGCAAAGACCUUUGAACAGCUCAGCCCACUUGACGCCCAGGGCAACGCAACUGUCGAUAUGGAGCUUGAAUUUCCGUUCUACGUCGAACCAGGGAGUCGCGGGACGGCGGGUAUUCAGAAGGACAGUCAGGCCACCAGUUAUAUCAGGACGACGUACUUCUGUGUGCCUGGGAAUCCAAAUGUGGCUGCGCUCUACAACAGGAUUCAGGACCGCUUGUACAAAAUUCGAAACGGAAUGGAUAUUGACGGCAGAAAGCGCAGCCUUGCCAUCUGGGAGCCCCCUAUCGACUACGGUGCCCUGCAGCGUGCUCUGAGGGGAGGUGCAGAAGGAAUCGCCGGUCUCCUAAGUGACUUAGGUAGCCCGAUGCCGCGGUACAGGUUCAGCUAUCUUAUUCAACUGGCGCUUGAGCUGGUGAGUGAAUUGAAGGACACUGGAGAGAAACUGCUGCAAUUCAAGGAGAAAAGGGAUGCCGAGGCGCUUUCAAGCCUCCAGCUACGGCACCAAAACAUCGUCCUUGAGCUGACCGUGCGAACCGCGCAACUUCGCAGGGGGGAACUCCAGAGAGCAAGAGAGGUGCAACAAGAAGAGCGAGGCGAGGUGGAGAUGCGUCUUCGAUAUUACUUGGCCCUGACAGGCGACAAGAAGGAGGCCCCCCAGCCAGGUGGGACGUGGCAGGAUAUUCCGCAGACAAUCGACAAGCCCGUCAGCGGCGGUGCUAGCAACGAUAAGAUCCCGAUGUCUCCUCACGAGAAAUUGGAAAUUGACCUAGCAGAGCAAGCUACGGACAGCAUCCAGCGAGUGAGCAACACUAAACAAGGAGCCGAGAUUGUACAAGCAGUACCAGACGUCAGCACCAAGGCCCAGCCGUUCGGAGUUGGCGUGGACAUAUCUUUUGGAGGGGCACAGGUGUCGCAUGUGAUGCUUGCCACAGUCCAGUUGGCCGAAAGCGCAAUCGAGCGCCUGACAGCUGAAAGUGCACAAGCAGCCAGGAUCGGGGCGGCCACCCGCAACCUGCAGGAGCGUCGGUUGGAAGCGAAUACGUGCGGGCGAGAGUUGGUUCGACUGGACAAAGAGAUGAAACAGCUGGACGCGCAAGUCAUAACCUGUGAUGCUGAAAUCAAGGCGCAGCAACAGGAAUAUGAGAAUGCGGUCGCACAAUACGAGUGGCUGCAAUCCAAGUACACUGGAGAGGAGCUCUACGCUCUCUUGGAUAAUACCAUGGGCACUCUGUUUCAUCGCACCUAUACGAUGGCAACGGAGAUGUCAAAGAGCGCUCGGCGGGCCAUGUCGUUUGAGCUGGCAUUGCGCUCCGAGACAACCAGUGGCAAUGUCCUUUCCGACUCGAGCACCCCUUCAUCCUCCUACUGGGAGAUUUCACGCGACGGUCAGCUGUCGGGGGAGGCGCUGUACCUUGAUCUUAAGCGGAUGCAGUCAUCCUAUCUGGACGUCCAGACCCACGAUUUCGAGAUUACCAAGGACGUGUCUCUGCGCGACAUCAACCCGCUGCAGCUCUUGACCCUCCACGGAACCGGCGAAGUGGACUUUGAGGUCCCCGAGGUCCUCUUCGACAUGGAUUUCCCCGGUCACUAUUGCCGGCGCAUCGCCUCUGUCGCAGUGUCAAUAACCUGUGCUACCGGGCCCCUGAACUCGGUCACUUGCACGCUGAGCCUUAUGAAACAUAAAUACCGCAUCUCCACCGACGGGACCGACUAUGCGAAGCAGAAAGAGAACGCCUUCAAGACAGACCGUAUCCCGAUAACGUCCGUGGCCAUCAGCAAGGGCAGCCAGGACACAGGCCUCUUCGACUUCCAGGGAACCGGAAGCGACCGCUACGGCCCCUUCGAGGGCGCGGGAGCCAUCUCCACCUGGCGGAUUUCCCUACCAAAGGAGCUCCGCCAAUUCGACUACAGGACCAUCAGCGACGUCGUGCUCCAUCUCAAGUACACGGGCUUUGGUGGCGGCGGCGCCCUAGAGCAAAAUGCCACGAAGGCAGCGACGGAAUGGACGACCCAAGAUCUCGCGAAUGCAGCCCCGACCGCACUCAAGAGGGCGGUUGCGAUUGACCUGAAGACGGAGCGUGACUGGCCUGCAGAUAAAUCGAACGAUCCGAUUACAAUCAACCUUAAGCAUCCCCUGGACCGACUCCCCUUCUGGGCACGCACUGACACCUCUAAAACGGCCAAGGGCGCUGUCCUUCUCACUGAGCCCCCAUCGAACCCACCUACGCUGGCUGGGUCGCCGGCGAGUAGCACCGGGACAGUUGGGGCUUACUCGAGCUAUUCAUUUGACUCGCCGCCAGCGCUGGAGAGUGAAUGGCAGCUUACCAUGACGUUUGAAAAGACGUGUGAGUAUGCUUGGCUUGUGAUUAAUUACUAG